Messenger RNA from Symbiodinium sp. CCMP2456, 333 nucleotides. The record is from the annotation of a GenBank genome assembly. Lineage: Eukaryota; Dinophyceae; Suessiales; Symbiodiniaceae.
AUGUGGCAAACGACCACUCCGACAGGCUUGCAAUGGCAACCUCCGGAUUCGUACAGCCCGGAGACAUCAAACAAGCUUGAAAGCGUCCAGCGCCGUCUUUGCCAGACGUGUUCGAGUGAUGCGGUCGAAGAGUGGAUGGAGUUCUUCAAGGAAGACGGGGACAUCAGCGAAGAGGAGCUGAAGGUCCUCGAUGGGCUCCUGGUGAAGAUGGAUGUCUCUGGUGACGGCCGGGUCUCUUCCGAUGAGAUCAAGGCGGCGCUGACGCGCAAGGAUUUGGAAAUGCCAGAGGCGAUCCGCUCCAAGCUUGUGGAGUUCAUGAAGGACGUCGAGUGA